AUGCACUCAGGGGCGUCUCCACUUCGGUCAAAAGGGGCGAGGUUGUCGUUAUCCUGGGGCCCUCAGGCUCCGGAAAAAUCCACCCUGAUCCGUACCAUUAACCGGCUGGAGCAGCACCAGCGGGGCGACAUUAUCGUAGACGGCAUCGAGCUUAGCGGGGACGUUCGCAACAUCGAUGCCAUCCGACGCGAAGUGGGAAUGGUUUUCCAGUCCUUCAACCUUUUCCCACAUUUGUCAGUUAUGCAGAACAUCACCCUUGCCCCCAUCAAGGUAAGGCACUGGAGCAAGGGCGAGGCCGAAGAGGUGGCUAAUGAACUGCUGACCCGCGUGGGGAUCCCGGAGCAGGCUUACAAGUUUCCCUCGGAGCUUUCCGGUGGGCAGCAGCAGCGGGUUGCCAUUGCUCGGGCCCUGGCCAUGCAGCCCAAGAUCAUGCUCUUCGACGAACCCACCUCAGCCCUGGAUCCGGAAAUGAUCAAGGAAGUGCUGGACGUGAUGCGCGAACUGGCCGGCAGUGGUAUGACCAUGCUGACGGUAACUCACGAAAUCGGCUUCGCCCGGGAAGUAGCUGACCGGGUCAUCAUGAUGGACGAGGGAAACAUCGUAGAAGAGGCCGAGCCCAACGCCUUCUUCACCAAUCCCCAGCACGAGCGGGCCCAACUGUUCCUGUCCCAGAUCCUUUAA
Molecule: messenger RNA, 681 nt
Organism: Geodia barretti
Lineage: Eukaryota; Metazoa; Porifera; Demospongiae; Tetractinellida; Geodiidae
Source: the annotation of a GenBank genome assembly